Molecule: messenger RNA, 2460 nt
Organism: Pterocles gutturalis (yellow-throated sandgrouse)
Lineage: Eukaryota; Metazoa; Chordata; Aves; Pterocliformes; Pteroclidae
Gene: DAGLA
Product: diacylglycerol lipase, alpha
Exons: 14
Biological process (GO): lipid metabolic process
Cellular component (GO): postsynaptic membrane; dendrite membrane
Source: RefSeq, a predicted model, not a curated record
GACGCCUACUCCGAGAUCGCCUACCUUUUCGCUGAGUUUUUCCGAGACCUUGACAUCGUCCCGUCUGACAUCAUCGCGGGCUUGGUUCUCCUGCGGCAGCGGCAGCGGGCCAAGCGCAACGCCGUGCUGGAUGAGGCAAACAAUGACAUUUUAGCUUUUCUGUCUGGGAUGCCAGUGACCAGGAACACAAAGUACCUGGAUCUGAAGAACGCGCAAGAGAUGCAGCGGUACAAGGAGGUGUGCUACUACAUGCUGUUUGCCCUGGCUGCCUACGGCUGGCCCAUAUACCUGAUGAGGAAGCCCACCUGUGGACUCUGUCGCCUGGCCAGAUCCUGCUCAUGCUGCUGUUUCUGUCCUUCCCGUCCCCGCUAUGCACCUGGUGUCACCAUUGAAGAGGAUAACUGCUGUGGCUGCAACGCCAUUGCCAUCCGGCGCCACUUCUUGGAUGAGAACAUGACCUCGGUGGACAUUGUUUACACAUCUUGCCACGAUGCAGUCUAUGAAACACCUUUCUACGUGGCUGUGGACCAUGAUAAGAAGAAGGUGGUCAUUAGUAUCCGAGGAACUCUCUCUCCAAAAGACGCCCUGACCGAUCUAACCGGGGAUGCAGAGCGCCUGCCGGUCGAGGGGCACCACGGAACGUGGCUGGGACACAAGGGAAUGGUGCUAUCUGCCGAGUACAUCAAGAAGAAAUUGGAGCAAGAAAUGGUGCUUUCCCAAGCUUUUGGACGAGACUUAGGGAGAGGAACGAAACACUACGGCCUGAUUGUGGUUGGUCAUUCCCUCGGGGCUGGCACCGCUGCCAUCCUCUCCUUCCUCCUGCGCCCGCAGUACCCCUCGCUGAAGUGCUUUGCCUAUUCUCCCCCAGGUGGGCUGCUGAGUGAGGAUGCCAUGGAGUAUUCAAAAGAGUUUGUGACUGCAGUCGUGCUUGGCAAAGAUCUCGUGCCCAGAAUCGGGCUCUCGCAGCUGGAGGGGUUCCGCCGGCAGCUUCUGGAUGUUCUUCAAAGAAGUAACAAACCAAAGUGGCGAAUCAUCGUGGGUGCUACGAAGUGCAUACCCAAGUCAGAGCUUCCUGAAGAGACGGAAGAAAACUCGGUAACGAGUAAUCGCCUCUGGACGCAUCCCAGCGACCUGACCAUCGCCCUGUCUGCGAGCACGCCGCUCUACCCGCCCGGCCGCAUCAUCCACGUGGUGCACAACCACCCUGCGGAGCAGUGCUGUUGCUGCGAGCAGGAGGAUCCCACGUACUUUGCUAUCUGGGGUGACAACAAGGCGUUCAACGAAGUGAUCAUCUCGCCGGCGAUGCUGCACGAACACCUCCCGUAUGUGGUCAUGGAAGGGCUCAACAAGGUCCUGGAGAAUUACAACAAGGGGAAAACAGCUUUACUCUCUGCAGCCAAAGUGAUGGUGAGUCCUACAGAAGUGGAUCUCACCCCAGAGUUGAUCUUCCAGAGCCAGCCCCUGCCUAGCGGACCCUCGGUACAGAUCGGAACUGGAGCCGUGACGGCGGACAGAAGGAACAGCAGCACCAAGAGCAAGUCCCACUCGGAAAUCAGCUUGGAGGGGUUCUAUGAGACAAAGCCACUUUCUCCUGUGCAGAAAGACCCCGUGGAGCUGCUCCUCCUGGAUACAAAGGAACGUCUGUCUGUGGAGCUGCAGGACCGUCGCGCCCCUCUCGCCACCAUGGAGAGCCUCUCGGACAAUGAAUCCAUCUACAGCUUUGACUCAAGGCGCUCCUCUGGUUUCCGGAGCAUCCGGGGCUCCCCCAGCCUCCAUGCUGUCAUGGAGAAGGACGAGACGCACUGCUUUUAUAUAGACCCCGUUAUCCCCGAGGAGAACCCCUCCCUCAGCUCGCGGACAGAGCUGCUGGCUGCCGAUAGCCUCUCCAAGCACUCCCAGGAGACUCAAGCCCCCGACAAUGUGCUCAACAGCGGUGGCACUACCCCCCAGCGACGCUGCAGCGAGGAGGGGGCCAGCAGCGAGGGGGACCGCGUCUCCUUACCCCCUCGUGAGGAGUUAUCCCUCCAGAAUGGACGGCUCACUGAUGUUCCCAGUCCCCAGGUGCUGGAGUUUGCUGAGUUCAUAGACAGCCUCUUUAACCUGGACAGCAAAAGCAGCUCCUUCCAGGACAUCUACUGCAUGAUGGUGUCAGACAGCUCUAGUGACUUUGCAGAGAUGCCCAAAUCUGUCAGUGAUCAGGAGAUCCUCUUGAGGGCACAAUAUGAACCCAACCUAGUCCCAAAGCCCCCGAGGUUGUUUGCAGGCUCAACCGAUCCUUCGUCGGGCAUCUCUGUCUCACCCUCUUUCCCCCUUAGUUCAUCUGGAGAACUCAUGGACAUCACUCCCACAGGCGUGAGCAGCCAGGAGUGCCUGGCCACUGACAAAAUCCGGACUUCCACCCCCUCUGGGCACGCAACCAGCCCUGCCAAGCAGGACGACCUCAUGAUUUCGGCUCUCUAG